CUUACUCACCACUUUCCCUUUGCUUCUGUGAUAUCAUUCUGCUGUGUGCAACUCAUUUAGACUCUCUCUCCCUUAAAAUUCUUCUUCUUCUAGGUUCUUCCUUUGAUAUCUCUCAGGUUUUUCUACCUUUUGAAAAGAGAAUAAAAUGGGUGUUCUGGAUCAUGUCUCUGAAAUGUUUGAUUGCUCUCAUGGUCACAAAAUUAAAAAGCGCAGACAGUUGCAGACGGUGGAGAUCAAAGUGAAGAUGGACUGCGAAGGCUGCGAGCGUAAAGUGCGGCGGUCCGUGGAAGGAAUGAAGGGAGUCUCGUCUGUGACGCUCGAGCCCAAAGCCCACAAAGUCACUGUGGUCGGCUACGUCGAUCCCAACAAGGUUGUUGCCCGUAUGGCUCACAGAACCGGCAAGAAGGUCGAGCUCUGGCCCUAUGUGCCUUACGACGUUGUGGCUCAUCCUUACGCUGCUGGAGUCUACGACAAGAAGGCACCCUCCGGUUAUGUGCGAAGAGCCGAUGACCCUGGAGUCUCGCAGCUGGCUCGUGCUAGCUCCACCGAGGUCCGCUACACUACUGCUUUUAGCGAUGAGAAUCCAGCGGCUUGUGUGCUCAUGUGAUUUGAUUUAUGGACCGUUUCUGUUUGUUAUUGAUUAUUGGUAUUGUUGUGUUUGUAUAUCAAUGUACCAUAUGGUAGGUUUUUUGGUCUGGUUUGCUACUCAAACACACUUAUUAUGAUUGUAAUAUUUCUCCUUCGUUUUUUAUUUGCUCCAAUCAUUGAUUCUUUUCAGCAAAAAAAGAAAUGUGUUUAAGUUUUUUGCAUAUCAACUUGUCAGCAAAAAUGUUAAAAAUAGAUAAUACAAAAGCGGAACAACUGGAUAGCG
This is a messenger RNA of Eruca vesicaria subsp. sativa (arugula), 871 nucleotides long. The record is from the annotation of a GenBank genome assembly. NCBI's taxonomy places the organism in Eukaryota, Viridiplantae, Streptophyta, Magnoliopsida, Brassicales, Brassicaceae.